GGCAGCCCAGCCUGGGUGUGGGGCAGAAGCAGAGAUGUUGGCGGUGUGAAGCUCAGGAGUAUACAUCAGAGAAAGCCAAAAGCCAGCUGGAAUAGUUCCUGAAUACAGUUUUAAUCUUGUUUGCAAUUAUUUCUAAGGGGAGAAAUAAUCUGGAUCAGAAUUAAGAUGCUCUGGUUUCAAGGAAAUAGCAUGCAACUUGCCAGAUCCUCCCUUGGACUCUUCUUGAUAAACUGCUCCGCCUCUAAGACAACUCUUCCUGUGCUGACUUUAUUCACAAAGGACCCAUGCCCCCUUUGUAGUGAAGUCAAGGAAGUACUCAAGCCUUAUAAAAACAGGUUUAAUUUACAGGAAGUGAACGUCACACUUCCAGAAAAUUCUGCCUGGUAUGAAAGGUAUAAAUUUGACAUUCCUGUCUUUCACUUGUAUGGCCAGUUUCUGAUGAUGCAUCAAGAAAACACCUCAAAACUUGAAAAACAGCUCCUGAAACUUGAGCAGCAAAGUCUCGGAGGCUGACUAAUGCCCUCAUGAUUUUCCACCCUCUCUUCCUAUACGGCAUCUUCCUAAGGAAAUGACCAUGGCCUGAUACUCCUUUUGUCACCUAUACAGAGCCCUAAGGAUAUUCUGAACUCAGUGGUGCCAAAUAAAUGUUGACAUUCCUCUUUUGGUUGAUGGGGGAAAAAAAAGGGAGCCCAGAUUCCUCGCUGUCCUCUGCCUUCUCCCUUCUCUGUCUGCUCUUCCCUGCUCCUCCUGGGGGCUCCCCAGGUACCAAACAAGAGGCUGACGUUGCUUGUGUAUGAUAGCUACAAAUCUCCGGCUCGUUAUCCUUACUUGUUCGUUUGGUUACUGGAGGGAUUAUUUCAGUGAAGUCUAUCUCCUCCUUCUUGCUGCCAGAGUGUGAAGCCUCAGAUGUCACUCCUCAGGGGGUACAGCCUUGGGUACCCACAGUCACCAUGGGUUAACAAAGGUUUUGGCAGGACUCUCUUUGACUGAUUCAUUCCCUGACACACCCAGCUGUUAGGCUCCAGUAAUUGCCAGCUGAGUUGUCUAUUACUGUAUUUUCAACAAAGCUCUGGGGUAUAAACUCCUCCACAGAUGGAUCCAAUCAAACCUGGUGACGCCUUUGAAGAAACAGUCCUGGAGGUCAGUGUCUGAGAUUUGUUCUGACUCCAGCAGGAUUCUCCAGUUUCCCUUUCCCCAGUUUCUCUCCAGCAAACUAGCCAGCCUGAAAUUUAACCUGUAUCUCCAAAGUCCUUCAAUCUCCCCUCUAUUGCUUUUCCCCAUAACCUCCAGUAUUUUGAGAGUGCUCUUGGGCUUGAACUUAAACUUCUCUACAACCUGUUACAAAUGUUCCUUUAGGGAAAGAUCUGGAGCUCUCUCUCUUACAACCUACUUUUUUUUUUUUUUUUUUUUUUUGAGACGGAGUCUCGCUCCGUCACCCAGGCUGGAGUGCAGUGGCGUGA
Messenger RNA from Symphalangus syndactylus (siamang), 1460 nucleotides. Its product is annotated as glutaredoxin-like protein C5orf63 homolog. The record is from RefSeq and is a predicted model, not a curated record. Lineage: Eukaryota; Metazoa; Chordata; Mammalia; Primates; Hylobatidae.